AUGAUGGAAGAUAUAAUUGAACAAAAUGAAUGUGAAGAGAUUGACAAAAAUUAUACAGGUGUCGCUACGGUUAAAUAUAAAAAUGGAGAUAAAUUUGUUGGAUCAUUUUAUAAUGGAGAAAGAACAAAUGGAAAAUAUUUUUAUUCAAAAAAUCGAACAUAUAAAGGGUCAUAUUUGAUGGGUAUGAAAGAAGGUUUUGGAAAACUUAUAAAAAGUUCAAAUGAUUUUUAUUAUGGAAAUUUUGAAAAAGGGAAAAAAAGCGGGUUUGGGUUUCAGAAAUACCCUAAUGGUGAUUUUUAUUAUGGAGAAUGGAAAAAUAAUAAAAAGCACGGGAAAGGAAUAUACUAUUUUUCAAGCUCCAAAGAAUAUUAUUCAGGUGAAUGGUGUAAAGGUAAUUUUAUUAGCGGGGCUUGGCAUAUUUCCGGAAAUAUAAAAUAUGUAGGAACUUUUUUCAAAAGUAAACCAAAAUAUAAUGGAGACUUUUUUUUUUCAAAUGAAUCUAAAAUAUCUGUUUUUUAUGAGCAAUUAUUUAAUCUCUCUAAAGAGGAUGCAGAUAAUGAAAAUAAUGUGGAUUUAUUUUGGAAAUAUCAAUAA
Molecule: messenger RNA, 594 nt
Organism: Plasmodium vinckei vinckei
Lineage: Eukaryota; Apicomplexa; Aconoidasida; Haemosporida; Plasmodiidae
Product: conserved Plasmodium protein, unknown function
Exons: 4
Coding region: 1-594 (197 amino acids)
Source: RefSeq, a predicted model, not a curated record